This is a messenger RNA of Trypanosoma grayi, 1281 nucleotides long. RefSeq lists its product as hypothetical. The record is from RefSeq and is a predicted model, not a curated record. NCBI's taxonomy places the organism in Eukaryota, Euglenozoa, Kinetoplastea, Trypanosomatida, Trypanosomatidae. The transcript has a single exon. The coding region runs from base 1 to 1281 and encodes 426 amino acids.
AUGCGACUCGCCGAGGCGGAGAUGCGGGCGUUGUCAAAGCAGCAGCGCCUUCUUGAGCGCUUCGCCGCACAGUCUACCGCGGAGCGCCGCACUUCUGCCGCUGAAAGACGACACUGUGCUUUGAACCGCCGUGAGGAGCUUCUCCAGCAGUUGCGGCUGCUCCGAAACGGUGAUGCAUCGUCGCUGUCGCCUGCCGACCGCGCGAGGCAGUGGUCUGCGAUAUACAGUGAGCUAGCACAGCGCCGUGAGAAGCUCUCACACAUCUUGUCCUGCCCUUCCACCGCGGUGCAGCGGGCAAAUGUUGCUGACGCAGCAGACUCCUGGGCGCCCUUUGCCGCUGCCACCCGUCACUUCAUCGCGUCGCUGGCGAAAGCGGAACAGCCGGACGCACCGGUGUCGCCCUCCCGCGCGCUCAACACCCAGCUGGAGCAGGUCGCCAAGAUGCAGCUGCAGGCCACUUCACUCCUAAGCCGCGAACGCCUCGCCGCGCGCUUGCUGCGGGAGGACAUGACGGACCUCUUUAAAGACCAAGCGAAGCUGCUGGCGUGGUGCAACGAGCAGCGGGGUGCGAUGGAAGGUCUGGUAACGCUGGAGGACAUGCGGGAGUUCUGCAACUCCUUUGUCUCGAAUGUGGCGGUGAUGGACACCAACUUCCUCGUUCUUUUGGAGCGGAGCGAGCUGCUGGGGUCGAAUCGUACCGUUCGAGAGGCGCUGGUGGAGGUGAACAACGCGUGGAUGGAGCUCGCCGUCGCCACGUACCGCAAGAUGCGCCAGAUGCUGCGCGAUGAACACACCGCCUCCGGUUUGGAAGCGACGUGCAAGUGGUGGCUAGAGACAUUUGAUACGCGCCUCACGCAGAUCCUCACAGAGGCACGCGCGAUCUCCAGCCACCCAGAAAUGGCGGCGGAACCGCUCAUGCAGGGCCUCCACGAGCGCAGCGCGGCGUUGCUGAAGGAACUCGGCCGGCCUCGCACUCUUCUGCAGCACAUAUCCGACUUCACGGUGCGGGAGGACUGCGUCGCACCACACGAGGGGGGACUAGAAGGUGCGGUGCUCACGCGCCUCUCCGUCUUGACACAGACGUUUGUGGGUGACGUGAGGUACGAUGGCCGGAGGGAGUAUAUGGACCGUCUGCGGGAAGUGGGGGACUGGCUGAACGCCCACACAACAGGCAGCGGCUACACACAAUUAAUGAAGCGCGUGAAACAGUUGCGGUAUUUAGCGGAGGAGCAGCUGCGUGCGUUGCCUGACGGCGACCGUGUGGUGCCGGUUCAUUCCUAG